Molecule: messenger RNA, 2412 nt
Organism: Daucus carota subsp. sativus
Lineage: Eukaryota; Viridiplantae; Streptophyta; Magnoliopsida; Apiales; Apiaceae
Exons: 3
Coding region: 1-2412 (803 amino acids)
Molecular function (GO): zinc ion binding
Source: RefSeq, a predicted model, not a curated record
AUGACUAAAAAGAAGAAAGUGGUUGAAAACAAAAUAAACCCUACUCAAAGUACUGCUUUAGAAGAUGAUCUGAACAUGCCUUUAAGUAGUUUGAAAUCUCAAAAGAUAAAAAAGGAUAAGAAGGUUGUCGUCGAAGAUGAUGAAAAAGGAUGGGAUAGUGAGUACGACUCUGAUUCUUACAAGAUUAUGGGGGAAGAAAGUACUGAUUCUAGUGAUGGGGAGCAGGGUAAUUCAGUAGGAACAAAAAAGAGGGUGAGAAAGAGUAAAAAGAAGGUGCAUCCAUCUUUUAACAACAGAACUCCGAUGAAAAACAUUGAAUUCGAACCUGGAUUAAUGUUCACAGAUGUGAAGACUUUAAGAAAUGCAGUAAUAGAUUAUAGUGUUGAACAAAAGAGGGAGAUAUGGUUUAAAAAGAAUGAUUCACAGAGGUUACAAGCCAAAUGCAGAGAAAACUGUCCAUGGUAUUUGUUUGCUAGCAAAGUGGAUGAAACAGGUGCUUUUCAAGUGAAGACUUAUGUCAAAGAUCAUAACUGCAUACUUGUGCACAAGCACAAACUUGUGAGAUCAGAUUGGUUGGUAAGAAAAGUAGGUAAUAAGGUGAGGGCCAAUCCAAAAUGGAGACUUAGGGAAAUACAACAGCAUGUGUAUGAGGUGCAUGGUCUGGUGACAUCAAAGAACCAGUGCUGGUUAGCUAAGAAAAAGGCUCUUUCAGAGAUAGAAGGUGAGAUUGCUAAGCAGUACAAAAGGCUAUAUGACUAUGGUGCUGAAGUUAUUAGUUCAAAUCCAGAUAGCACAGUUAAAAUUGGAGUAGACAGGGCUGAUGAUGUUUCUACAUUCAAGAGAAUAUACAUAUGCUUUGGUGCUUUGAAGAUUGGUUUUAAACAGGGCUGUAGGAAGAUCAUAGGCCUUGAUGGCUGUUUUUUAAAAAGUUUUGUCAAAGGAGAAAUACUAGCAGCAGUUGGUAGGGAUGGAAACAAUGGGAUGUUUCCAAUUGCUUGGGCAGUUGUGGAUGUUGAAUGCACUGAAUCAUGGGAGUGGUUCAUUAAACUGUUAAGGGAUGAUCUUGAGCUUGGCAGUGGUGCAGGGUACACCUUGAUGACUGAUCAACAAAAGGGUCUGAAGAAUGCCAUAGAUAACAUCCUACCUAGUGCUGAACAUAGGUGCUGUGCAAGACACAUUUGUGCAAAUUGGAGGAAAAAUCAUCCAGGAGCAGCUCUAAAGAAUCUUUUUUGGAUGGCUGCCAAGUCAACAACUGUUGAAGAAUUCAAUAUGCACAUGGAUGAAAUUAAAGGUAUUUCCCCACUUGCACACUCAGAUUUGUUGAAGACUGAACCUAGGUAUUGGAGUAGAGCAUUUUUUGAUACAAUUACAAAAUGUGAUAUGGUAGACAAUAACUUAUCAGAAUGCUUUAAUAGUUGGAUUGUGGAGGCAAGAUAUAAGCCAAUACUUGAGUUGUUGGAUGAUAUUAGGUUACAAGUAAUGGAGAGAUUAUAUAAGAAAAGGGACUGGAUGAGUGGAGUUGAAAGCACAUUGUGUCCUAGAAUAGUUAGAAAGUUGAAUUAUAGCAUUGAGGGAACUAAAUUUUGCAAAUCAACAUGGGCUGGUGGGGAUGAGUGUGAGGUAAGGGAUAUAGAAGGUGGUCAGUGGGUGGUAGAUAUGGUUCAAAAGACAUGCAGUUGUAGGAGGUGGGAACUAUCUGGCAUUCCUUGCACUCAUGCAUGCCAAGCACUGCAGAGCAUGAAUGUGAGGCCAGAGGACAGGGUUGAUAUUCAGUACUAUAAAAGUCUUUACAUUGAGGCUUAUUCUAACCUCUUGAGACCUAUGAGAGGUGCAAUUUAUUGGCCAAAAACAGGGUACCCUGACAUAGUUCCUCCUAAGGCAAGAAGGAUGCCUGGAAGGCCAAAGAAACAUAGAAGGAGAGAACAAGGUGAGGAGAGGGGAGGCUCCAGACUGGGUAAAAAAGGGGUGAUGAUGCACUGUAGCAAAUGCUUGAAAGCAGGUCAUAACAAAUCAACUUGCACUGCAACUCAGGAGGAGGUAUUUGAAAUACAAAAGGCUGCAUCUGAAGCUAAAAAAGCUCAGAGUGAGGCAGCAAGAGCACAAUCAGCCCUUAAUAGGAGUAAGAAGGCAACAAGUCAAAAAAAGAAGGCAUCAAAUCCAGAUACACAGCCAACUCAAGGUGAACCACAGCCAAAAAGAAAGAGGGGAAGGCCUCCAAAAGCCAAAAAUACACAAGUGUUGCCUCCACCACCUCCCAUACCACCAUCUGGAGUUGGUGUGUACAAGUGUGACACAGAUGGACAUGUGUAUUUCUCAUCUGUUGGAGGUUCAGUUACAAGAGUGUCAGAUUCACAGCCACCACCUACAAGGCCAGAAAAACCAAAAGGGAGAAAGAGUGCAAGCCAGCCAUAG